GCGACUAUUUUGUUGGAGAACUGCAACCGACGUAAGAGAAGUAGAGCAUAGCAGGAGAGCACUAAUCGCCAAAACCAAACCCAAACACAAAACCCUUCAUCGCUCUCUAGAACCCCUUUCGACCUCAUCUCUUCCGAUCAAAUGGCCGCCGCCGUUGCACGGGCCGUCGCCACCGUCACCUCCACUGCCAGCCGCCCGUCUUUCCUCUCUCUUCUCCUCCCCAAGCGCUUCCUUUCCUCGUCCACCAUCGUUCGCCCACCUCCUAUACCCAACCUCCUCGCUGCCCGUCGGCCAACGACCCUUCUCUCUCCCGCCCUCCGCCUCGCCGUCCCGGGCUUCAGCCGCAUGACGGCGGUGCGCUGCAGGGUGAACCGCUCCGGCAACUCGGCUUACUCGCCGCUGAACUCUGGCUCCAACUUCAGCGACCGCCCCCCCACCGAGAUGGCCCCGCUCUUCCCCGGCUGCGACUACGAGCACUGGCUCAUCAUCAUAGACAAACCCGGAGGCGAGGGGGCUACUAAGCAGCAAAUGAUCGAUUGUUAUAUUGAAACCCUUGCUAAGGUCGUUGGAAGUGACGAGGAAGCAAAGAAGAAAAUUUACAAUGUUUCAUGUGAGAGGUAUUUUGGAUUUGGCUGCGAGAUUGAUGAGGAAACUGCAAAUAAGAUGGAAGGAUUGCCUGGUGUUCUAUUUGUCCUUCCUGACUCGUAUGUCGAUGCUGAGUAUAAAGACUAUGGGGGUGAGUUGUUUGUAAAUGGAGAAAUAGUCCAAAGAUCUCCUGAAAGACAGAGGAGGGUAGAGCCGCAGCCCCAGACAACAAGGCCCAGACCAAAAUACAAUGACAGAACACGUUAUGUUCGUCGCAGAGAAAACAUGGGUUGAAAUUCUUUCUAAAUGUGAAGACUGCUGGAUAGAUGUGUCUAGUUUCUCUGCUGAAAAGGGUUCUGUGCAUUGGAAGCAUGUGUCGUUUUGGUUAUGAUUGGGUACCUGAAUGCGUAGGGCGGUUGAACUUCUAAUUGUAUGGAUAUUUUGUGGGGUUUGUGAGGAAUGUAGGACUGCUAAACUCGACCAUAAUAUAAUGAUGUUUUUGUUAUUCUA
Messenger RNA from Malania oleifera, 1095 nucleotides. RefSeq names its product multiple organellar RNA editing factor 2, chloroplastic. Bases 142 to 879 code for a protein of 245 amino acids. Gene Ontology annotation, cellular component: mitochondrion. The transcript is spliced from 4 exons. Gene Ontology annotation, biological process: cytidine to uridine editing; mitochondrial mRNA modification. Lineage: Eukaryota; Viridiplantae; Streptophyta; Magnoliopsida; Santalales; Ximeniaceae. The record is from RefSeq and is a predicted model, not a curated record.